Molecule: messenger RNA, 1387 nt
Organism: Equus quagga
Lineage: Eukaryota; Metazoa; Chordata; Mammalia; Perissodactyla; Equidae
Gene: ANAPC16
Product: anaphase promoting complex subunit 16
Exons: 3
Coding region: 398-679 (93 amino acids)
Biological process (GO): protein ubiquitination
Cellular component (GO): kinetochore; cytosol; anaphase-promoting complex
Source: RefSeq, a predicted model, not a curated record
AAUGGCUGCCUCUUCAUCAUCCUCCUCAGCUGGUGGGGUCAGUGGAAGUUCUGUCACUGGAUCUGGUUUCAGUGUCUCAGACCUUGCCCCACCACGGAAAGCCCUUUUCACCUACCCAAAAGGAGCUGGAGAGAUGUUAGAAGGUGAUCUCAUGCUGCUUUGUGCUGAAUAAUUGGAUUCAGACCUGCAAUGAAUAUUAAUUGUAAAGAAGCUAUUAAGUGGAUUAGAGACGAGUUUGCCCUGAUUUCAGCUCCACAUUUCAUCUCUUGUCCUCAUUUCAAAACAAUAUCUUUAAAGCACAAAUCUUUCUCCAGAAGCAAAAUUUUGGAGCUGAAAAAGACUUUGGAAAAUAAGAAGGUCAUCUAGAGUUAUAUGGACCCAGAAAAGUGAUUUGACCAUGUUAAAGACAAAAUUAGCACUGGAACCAGGAAUUCUUUUGACCUCCUGUUCCAGUUUGCUGUAUCCUGGCACCAGUCUGCCUCCCUAUGAUGGCUCUGAGAGAUUCCUCUGCGAAUCUGUUUUCAGCUAUCAAGUGGCAUCUACGCUUAAACAGGUGAAACAUGAUCAGCAAGUUGCUCGGAUGGAAAAACUAGCUGGUUUGGUAGAAGAGCUGGAGGCAGAUGAGUGGCGGUUUAAACCCAUCGAGCAGCUGCUGGGGUUCACACCCUCUUCAGGUUAACCUUGCCUGAAUGGUCACCUCUGGUGCACAGCAAGUGCAGGGCCAGCAAGGGACUUUUCUUACAGCUUACAUAGCCAUCCAGAGAUUCACAGCUCCAUCACUGAAUUGUUAAUUCACAUCCAUACUUGGUUUCUCUGUAUCUAAAGCAACAAAUACUUACGUGUGACCUUGCAGGGAAAAUUUUUUUAUUUGUUUAAAAAAGGAUUGAGAAUCAGAUUAAGACAAUCGGCAUUAGAGAACUAUGAGGUUUGAGUUUAAGAGAUGUUUAUAAAACUUCACAACCCAGGUAGGACACAUGCCAGAAUUGGCCAACUGAAUGGUGUCUCUCCUAUCAUUCAUGCAGUGCCUGGAAUCCUCCACCAGUGAAGUCUGAGGUCAGGAUCUGGAGUUAUAAAAUACAGCAUUUCUGACCUAAAACAGUUCUUUUUUGCAGAUGAAUGUGAUUUCAACUCAGGAUCUGUCCAAAUGAGGAAUUUUUAAAUGUUUGGGUUUUUUUCCUAUUUUUAGACAUCUAAUUCUAUAGAUUCUAACUUUUUCUAACCUCUUCUAGACAUGCCAAAUGCUGGCAAAAAGAAUUGCUUUUUGAAUGUUGAAGCACUUGUAAAAAUAAAGCAGUGAGCAAAAUCCUUUUAAACACAGAAAUUCUGAGUUCAUCUUGGUGGACUCAAGCAAUUCUGUAGCAAAUAAAUCCUUUGAAAGAGCUCCAAA